Messenger RNA from Penaeus vannamei (Pacific white shrimp), 1087 nucleotides. Its product is annotated as sodium channel modifier 1. Lineage: Eukaryota; Metazoa; Arthropoda; Malacostraca; Decapoda; Penaeidae. The record is from RefSeq and is a predicted model, not a curated record. Gene Ontology annotation, biological process: RNA splicing. Gene Ontology annotation, cellular component: nucleus.
CAAACUCUUGCAAAAACGUCAACAAACCGAUCACAUAUUUUUAGAUUAUUGUUGGCUGUUUACUAAAAAAUCACACUCGGAGAAUUUAUUUCGCGAUAUCAUAUAAGAAGAGAGAGUAAUAGGAAGCUAAAGUCAUACGCAAAAUGUCUUUUAAGCCAGAAAUCAGCCCGGCAUCGUUACUAAAUCAGCUAAAUGAUCGACGGGUGACAGAACUUUUGGCAGAGCAUAUCCCAGAGGAUGAAGCAAAACUCUUAAGCAAUGGAAGAUAUACAUGCUUAGUGUGCCAUGACAGACCAGUAGUUGAUACUUUGGCAAUUUUAUCUCAGCAUCGUGUUGGAAAAAAACAUAGAUUCUAUCUUGCUAAGUUCAUGGAGAGGAAGGAAGAGACAGAAAGGCUUAUUUUGAAGCGCAAACAGGAAACUUAUUUGUUAAAUGGGACAACAGAUAGUGGAGACACAUUACAUCCUGAUAGAGUUCUUGGCCAAGCAACUGCUCGAGGCCUGUUAAAGACAUCUUCAACAUAUGAUGGGAAAAGUAAGACAAAAUAUAAACCAUACAGUCGAAAAGUAGUUCUUGAGUUUGACAGACAAGAAAAAAACAGUACAGAAAAGAUGGAUAAUCCAAGAGAACCGGCAAAUCCCAAAACACAAGUCAACAAAUACAUUCGUCAGUCACAAAGAAAAAGAGAUUUCACUGAUGUUGUGGAAGCCAAGAGAAAGUUAACAGUUACUCCCUGUAAUAGUGAUUCCACUUACGCACCUAAACUAGAGACUCCAAAAAAUAUUCAAAGUGACAAACCUGAGACUUCUUCAAAAGUGCUCGAGCCAAAGGAAAUUGACCAGAGAACCAAAUAUUACCAGAAUUUGAGAGCGUCAGGGUGGAAGAAGGAUUUAUUGGGGAAUUGGGUCAGAGAUGAUGAUGCAGAGUUUGACAGUGAUGAAGAACCUCCGGAGGAAUAUGAAGUUAAAGUGAAGUGAAGCAAGGAUAAUAUGCAUUCAUUCAUAACAGGUUUUUCAUUUUCAUAUGACCAGUCCAUCAUAUUUUAUAUUUUAUAUAGAUAUGUGAAAAUAUAAGAAAUCUACCAAGA